Messenger RNA from Oldenlandia corymbosa var. corymbosa, 444 nucleotides. NCBI's taxonomy places the organism in Eukaryota, Viridiplantae, Streptophyta, Magnoliopsida, Gentianales, Rubiaceae. The record is from the annotation of a GenBank genome assembly.
AUGGCAUUUAAGGCCUCGUACGAGUACUUGCGAAAUUCAUACUUCUGGGUUUACACACUUGCAAAAUUCAUCUUGAUCCUGGUGCAGCAAAUGGGAUGGCCAAUCGACCCCAACGUGGAGGCCAAAGUCAAGCAGUAUGUUGAGGUGCUCGGGAAUUAUAUGGAAAUGUAUAAUCAACUGAGGGGAGCAUUUCACAUUCCGCAGAAUCAUCCAUAUCUGCAGCUUCAAAGUGUUGCAGAUAUCAUCCUAGCAACCAACCUGCUCAGGCAUCAACACCCUAUCAAUGGUGAGUUAUUUUUAACCCCAGGAUGGCACAUCUUGCCACUGAGCCGCCGUCUCAUCAAUGAAUCCCUUUACGCACAUGCAUUCAUAGAUGGGAUGCCUAAUCUUCAGAGGGAACGGUUUAAUCCUCGUUACCCUUUUUUUUGGAUACCGUCAUAUUAA